UACGUGGCACUUUGGAGUCGUUAAACUAGAAAGGGAACAGUGGAAGCCGAGUAUAACAGGCCACUCCUUGACGCAGAUAUUACAUAAAGUAGAGUUGGGAAUUGAGGAGAGUGUUUCGUGGGUCGUUGCAAAAGCAUAUCCCGAUAAACCUUGCGUCCGAUCUAGAAGAAAAGAAGAUCUUCACUGUCUUCAAGAUGUUUCGGUUCUUGACUGUGUCACUGGCCCUGUGCCUAAUUCUGACUGGGGCUGUUCAGGGCUGGCCGAACCGAGAGAAUGAGCUGCUCAAACGUCUGAUUCACGAGCUGAAGGAGAUAAAAGAAGGAAAACGAGAGGAGUGCCAAGGAAACUUGAAGGAUCUUAAGGAGUACGAAAAAUAUUUGUGCCUCGGCCGAUCCUGCAGCUAUAUAGUCCUUAGUGGAGAACGAGUUCUAGAUGUCGAGUAUGAUGAACGCGACGACACCAAAAUUACCAUUAAUGUCAGGGACAAGGACAACAAGUUGCUGGACUCCAAAUCACAGACAAAUUUCCAGCUGCCGUUCAGCAUGGAUUUCCCCAAGGGUGGCACCGACUAUCGGGUGACGGUCAGCGCAGUCACUUCAGUCUUCGACAAAUUAGCAUACGUCAUGUCGGCCUGUGUAGACCUGUCUCCCAUCUAAACUAAUACAACACCGACUAAGCGGAAGAUUGCAGGACCCUUGUGACUUCAUGACUACUGGCUUUGUUUUUUGAUUUUUUUAAUUUCUUGAGGAGAUCGUUGUAGGUUGGCAGAAUGUAGGUAUUAUUCACCACAAAUUGUAACUUUCACCCAUGCCCACCGCCCUCUACCGUUAUGUGAAGGGUUUUUCUUACAUAUUUCGAAGCUCAAAGCAUUUUGGGUGGUCGACAGUCGUUAUAUUUGGCUGAACUAAUACAGCAUCAAGAAUGAUUGAUAUUCAAAGCAAAAUGAUUGAUUCUGUCAGAUUGUUCUCCUCGCCUGUUGGUAAAGGUAUCAUCCAUCCACACACAUUGCUUGCGCAAGCGUCGUGCACAUAAAGUACAUACAGAGAGCUUGAAGAAAGUAUUGGUCGGCUAUAGGCGGUUGGGAGUUUAAUUUGUCGUACUUUAUUUUUGUACUACGUUUUACUUGCUGGUAUUUGAUAGUCCCUAUUAAAUCUGACGGAUUUCUCGAUAUUAAUGUUUAUUUUUUUUGGAAAGUAGAGUGUACCUCACUUAGAUCAAGUAGCAAACAUCUUCUGAAACUGGCCACAACAUCAACAUCAUAUGGUGAUAGAGCAUUCUCUGCAGCUGCUCCCAAACUUUGGAAUGAACUUCCAUUGUCUAUUAGAUGUGCCAAGUCGGUAGAUGAUUUUCAGAAAUUACUUAAGACCUAUCUUUUUAACUGUAAUUGAACAAAAGUCUGCAUUUUAUUCAUGUUUUAGUUUUCAUUUGAAGCGUUACUUGCAUUUGUUUUUGUCCAUGCAUUUACUAGUAAUAACAGUGAUUGGGGUUUUUAAUAUUCAAAUGAAGUUUUUACAGUAUUUUAAUGGUAUUUUAACUAUGUGCGGUACUGCGGUAUUUAACAGUUUACAGUAUUUUACAUUAUUUGGGAUGUUUAAUUUUAUUUUACUGUUUCUUGUUCUACUGUAAAGCGCUUUGAGGAAUCUUUGAUUCAUAUUGCGCUAUAUAAAUGCUGUUUUAUUAUUAUUAUUAUUAUUACCUUAAUUGGGCCUACUGGUGAUUUUCUAUUUCAUUUUUAUUACCGGUAUAUGACGAAUUAAAAAAACUGACCUUGCAUAUUAUUACACCA
Patiria miniata (bat star) is the source of this 1786-nucleotide messenger RNA. RefSeq lists its product as uncharacterized. The transcript is spliced from 5 exons. Bases 195 to 656 code for a protein of 153 amino acids. Lineage: Eukaryota; Metazoa; Echinodermata; Asteroidea; Valvatida; Asterinidae. The record is from RefSeq and is a predicted model, not a curated record.